Molecule: messenger RNA, 4486 nt
Organism: Saccostrea cuccullata (small rock oyster)
Lineage: Eukaryota; Metazoa; Mollusca; Bivalvia; Ostreida; Ostreidae
Exons: 3
Coding region: 3729-4337 (202 amino acids)
Source: RefSeq, a predicted model, not a curated record
ACUGAUAUGGUGUGGAUAUUUUUGGUAGUGAAAAUAAUAUCAGAUGGGGGAAUAAAGGUUUCAUUAGCAGUUUUUGAUAAAUGCUUCAUUUUAGAAUAAACACUGAUGCCCCCGUGCGGCAGCUUAUGGCGAGCGAUGACGCUUCUCAAAUUCAUAUAAAAAAACAGUUGAUAUCCAAAGAAAGGCCUUCACACAAGGAAAACGCCUGUGAAAUAUGAAAGCUUUAUGAGUACUGUUGUUCGAAAGUAGUUACCAAGGUUAAAUUUUCUUAAAAGUGGUUCAAACUCUAAGGUCAGAGUGAAAAAAAUAUUUAUAAUUAUUGAAUGUCUUCUCACAAUAAAUCAUGUGAUGUACUAAAGGCCUAGUAUCAGCUGUUCAAAAAUUAACAGGUUAAAGUUUGAUAUUUUUUUGCAAAAGUGGGUAAAAGUCCCAGGUCAAGAGGUUAAAUUUGUUCGAACUCAAGAGAGGAAAACAUUUAUGAAAAAAUAAAGCAUUAGCCCCAUCCACUCAAUAGUUAUGUGCAGUAUUCAAGAUACUGCGGACAAACAGACAAACGGAUGCACAGAAUACAGGCCAUUUACAGUUUAAAUAAAUAAUGUUAUGAUUUUCUUUAAUUUUAUUGCAAAGGUAAUACUUCAAAACAAAAACUAAUGUUAGAAUAUCUUCAGAUAACUUCUUUCAACUUGAAUAGCCAGUGGUCAAGCACGUUGAUCCAGGCCAGCUAAGAGUUGGAUUCCGCAGAUAGAGAGUUCAACCUCAGGUUUGGUAGUUAAUGGGUUCCCUUGGAUUGCGAAUUUUUUUUAUAUUCUGCUUUUAUAUAUUAAUAAUCGUGAAGCUCUUUUGUUAAUGAAAUACAUAUACAAACAUGCAUGCAAAUAGAAAUCGCUUCAUUAUUCCUUCCUUGAUAUAAAAUUGCACUUAUGUAAUACAUGUUGUUCAAAUUUCAUAUGAUUAAGAUCCAGAUAAUGAUUGAUCUCCCUAGCUGUUUUAUGUCAAAAAAUGUACAAAAUAAUAUAACAAAUUUUAAAACAUUUGUUCCGUCUUUCAAGUUACCAGUAGGUAAAGGUACCUCAUCUGGUCAUUUUCAACAGAAUCAGGCAAAACAGAAAAAAAAGUGAACCAGGAAAAAAGUCAACAAAUUAUCAAUAACUAUUGUGGAUUAAUUUAUGAUUUUUAUCUAGGCAAAGUUAAUUUGGGAAUAUAUUGCGCAAUUUUAAUUUAUUAAUUAAUAACAUUAUUUGAGUUUGGGGGUACGUGUAGAUGGGCUAUAAGCUCAUUAGUUGACAUUAAGAAGUGAAAUUAUUCGAGGUUACAAAGCAAAAAUCUACUUCUUCAUAUUCCAUAUAUAUUUUAUUAUUCUGUUCAUUCUAGGUUUGAAGUAAUUGUUUUAUAUGUAUCAUUUUUAUUUUGUUAAGUUUAAUUUUCAUUGAAAAUUAUUUUGCUACUGUAACAAUAUAUAAAUAUGAAGAAAUUUUGCAGUUUUGGGAAUAUUGAGAGUCUACUGUGAAUACAAAUGUAGCGGAUUGGGCAAAACAUUGACAUGAGAAUAUUUUAAUUGAUUAAAUACAGCUUUAGUUUUCAGGUACCCUACUGCUAUAUAUCAUUUGAUUUAAAUGAAGGCAUAGUAUAGGCUACCCUUUUUAAAAACAAAAACAUUUCACUUUAUGAUCUCAAAGCAAUAAAACCCUUUUUAAAAGAGGACAAAUCCAAGAAUACUAUUACUGGUCCAUUUCUUUUCUAGGGAAAAUUUUUUAACUGGAUAUCAUCUUUAUUUCCGAGUAUUUCUCCUUAUGUGUUAAUUAUAUGCUUAAAAGUAUAUCCCUUCGUUUAAUGAUAAAUGUACAAAUAAGAUAUUCAUUCGCAAUUAGCUGAUAGAAGGAUGAAUCAACAAAGGUACACUCGUUAGGAUAUUGUAUUGGGUUAUUAGAAUGGGGUAAUUUUUGAAACGAUGAAAACAUGUCUCAAUUCUAACAACUUUAUGUUUUUUAGUUAAUUUUACAACCAAUAAAAAACAAGUGGGACAUUAAGUGAUUACAAUAAAACAUAAUGUGUUGUACCUAAAUAUAACUUCCAGGUAAUUUUCAGUUGUAAUGUGGCUUCAGAUAUAUAUAAAGAUAUUUUAAAUGAAAUAUAGGGAAACUUUACGGUGUUCUCUUAGCACGAUUAAAAAUAAAUUAAGCGUUAAAAAUACAACUUUAGAAACCUCCCCUUGAAAUAGUUUACUAGUUAGAGAAAAAAUAGGAAUUAAAUUAAAUGCCAUAUAUUUUUGACGCCAAUUCCAAGUGUCUGCCACUUGUAUAAGCAUCAAAAUUACACCGAUUAAUAUUGUUAAGCAUUUAAUAAUAUUUCCUCUCUUUCCAAAAUAACAAUAAUUAGAGAGCUUUUAUGGAGCAUUGAAAUGUAGAAUAAAAAAGUAGGAUAAAUAAAAAUCCAGAUACAUUUCAUAUCAAAUUACAAUUUUUAUCAUUUUCUUUUCAGAGCACUUUUUUGCUGAUGUUCAAAAGAUCCUGUAUAAAUUGUACAUCAAAAAAAUAAUGUCCAUUUGAAGUACUCAUUUUCCAUAAAAAAAAUAACCAAGUAUUUCGACCGAUUGUGCCAAUGACAAAAAUACAAAGAAGUUUAAAGAAAUAAGAUAAAAUCAAUAAUUCUGAUGGAGAGGCAUCGGGUCAAGAGACAAAAUCUACAUAGAGACAACAAAACCAAGAAAAUCAACCGGGUAAUAUAACAAGCCAAGGACAAUCAGAUCAAAGACAUGGACCUCCAGGUCAAGAGAAUUCACGUCAAGGAUACUCAGGUCAAGGAUAUCUAGUUUGGGACAAUCAGUCCAGAUCAUGGCCAUUGGAGUGGACAAGCUCAGGGGAAAUUAAAUAUUCACUUCUGGCCAAUACAUACAAUCAUUACUCAUUACAAUGAUAAAAAAACAUUUCGUGUCUGAUUUUUAUGCCUUUUUCUACUAUAAUUUUGUAGUAUAUAUAUUUUCAUUCUAUAAAUAAUUAUUUUUCAGUGUUGUGAGAUUCAUAAUUGGCUCUGCACCAAAGAAUCGUACCACAUAGCACUACAUCUGAAAUACUUCCAAUCUGAGGUCAACACAGUCACGUCAAAUUGAUUUAUAAUGUUCAUGUAAAAACGAUUAUGCAAGUAAAUGAAAGUAUCAUAAUUUUGUGUUUUGUAUUUCUUUGAGCAUGCAAUAAUAAGGUAUUUAGAUGGCGCAAGCGUAUGUAGGUUUUCCGAAUGAAACAGUUAUCAUAUGUGGUUCAAAAGUUAUUCGAAAUAACCAAGAUACUCGUAAAAGUAUGGAUUGAAUUCAUAUACUGGGUUUGCAUGUUUUAAAAUAGGAAUAAGCUGAUAAAGCUUAACAGUAAAACUCAUAAUUCAGUCAAAACAGAGUUAUAUAUUUACUCAUGUAAGGACUGGUAUAUAGUUUUAUUUGUUAACUUAAUAUAUCAAAACAUGCAUGCUGUACAUCUGUUUUCUUUGAAUGUCAAUGCAUUAUUUAAAUCUGUUUCUCAUAAAACACAUGUAAACACUUCUGUCCUAGAAUAGAAGUCAACAGGCCUAUAUUGAGUCUGAGUUAUUUUCUAAAUGUUUCUUUUUUUCUAGACGUUCCGGAAAUAGAAACGGUCAAAGUAGAGAAGGGACUUCCGGUGAUUACUAUAGCCUACAUUAUCACUGUUCCAGGGCUUUUAAUUCUUUGUUUCGGAGUUAACUUCAUCUCUUAUAAAUGGGGGAUGAAAAAAGGCCAGAAGAAGGAACGUAAACGUUAUUUGCUUCGGUCGAAGGAAAACGCACAAGGGGGCGAUUACCAGCAUUAUUUCAAUGAUGUAGAAGAAAUGAAAGCGCGAUCUUUACGUACAAGGGGAUAUCCGGUCGCCGAGUUUCAGGACCCGUCACACGACUAUGCUGAUUAUGACGAAAUAAAAGAUCAGAAAUUUGAGGCCAUGUUGGCAGAGGAAAAAGGGUAUUCUACAGCAGAAUACGAAAGUCGGAAUCGGCCAUUGCCUCCAAUUAAAGCAGACGAUGAUGGGUAUAGUGUUCAUGUAGAUGAUCCGUCCCCAGAACAAAAAAACAGCAGCACAUCCAAUGGAUCCUCUUCACCACCAGGAAAUGGAGGCUAUCUUUCUCCUCUACAAGAAGAAAAGGAAGCAGAAGAGAGAUUAGUGUCCACCAACAGCGAUUCUAGUUCAAACAAAUCGGAAAAAUCGGAAAAGUCAAGAAAAUAUCAAAAUGAACCGCCUUGCGAUUCGUCGUCUGAACCAAUAACACCUUAUGAGUUAAUUAAAAAUACCGAGGACAGUAAGGAUCAUCAGUACAUAAAACUUAAAUCUAGCACAUCCUAGUCUAGUACUAACAUUUUUAUUUAAAGCUAUUCUUAAUCUUAACAUAGACAACUUUGCCUAUGACAGUCUUUAUUUUUGUGUUUGAUCCAGUACAAAUACACAGUGUAUAUGUAUUAAUGUAAUUAUUGGAAUAAAAGUGAAGGAAGCCA